Molecule: messenger RNA, 3797 nt
Organism: Oncorhynchus nerka (sockeye salmon)
Lineage: Eukaryota; Metazoa; Chordata; Actinopteri; Salmoniformes; Salmonidae
Gene: dtwd1
Product: DTW domain containing 1
Exons: 5
Coding region: 291-1379 (362 amino acids)
Biological process (GO): tRNA modification
Cellular component (GO): nucleus
Molecular function (GO): tRNA-uridine aminocarboxypropyltransferase activity
Source: RefSeq, a predicted model, not a curated record
CUACCAUUGUGAAGUGGUGGGUGAUGCACUGAUAGCCUGUCUACCAUUGUGAAGUGGUGGGUGAUGCACUGAUAGCCUGUCUACCAUUGUGAAGUGGUGGGUGAUGCACUGAUAGCCUGUCUACCAUUUUUUUUCCCCGGUCAAUUUGGCCGGCAACUAUUUUAUCUGCAUAAAAAAAGAAGGCCAAAAGCAGAGGAUUACCAGCUAAUGGAAACCCUGGUAGAGACCCUACUGAGUAUUUCCCAGCACACGUUAGCUGAGACAACUUUUAUACCUUUCUACAAGCCAAUAUGUAUCCCAUGUACUGUCUAUUACAGUAUAUUGCAUUGGGCGUUAGAGGGGGCGGAGAACGUCGUGCUGCUGGCCACCUCCAGUCAGUCAGUGGGAUGUCCAGUUCGGACGUGCUAGCCAGUCCCAGUGGUGUGGACGUGUCCUCUUCUCCCAAAUCACCACUGGCUAAAACCCAACAACCUGACAAGGACUCUAAACCAGUAACCAAACAGAACCCUGUCCCUGCCUCCCCUCCCCUCCAUGGUCUGAAGCUGGCUCCCCACAGGGAGCUGGAGCAGGCACAGCAGAGGGGCAGGCUGAAGUGUUCUAGCUGCGGAGGCUCCCGGAUGUUCUUCUGCUACACCUGCUGCUCUUUAGUGGGCGUCAGCCAGCAGGAAAUCCCCUCUGUCAAGCUCCCUAUAAAGAUUGACAUCAUCAAGCAUCCCAGUGAGGUUGAUGGGAAGAGCACAGCCAUACACGCCAAGAUCCUUGCCCCCGAUGAUGUCACCAUCUACACCUACCCCUGCAUACCUGAGUAUGAAGAUGACACAGACAAAGUAGUGCUGGUGUUCCCUGGUCCUGGAUCAGUCUCAGUGGAGGAGAUGACAUGGAGAUUACAGAACCUGGCUGUCAUGAAGUCAGCUGCCUCCCCAGAUGAGGAACCGUCCCCAAAGAGGCCCAGAGCCGAGGAGACGCCAGGGGCCAAACAGCAGGCUGAGGGACACACAUCAGGAGCCACACACACAGAAGAGAGGGGAGGGGAAGCAGGGAUAGAGGGCCAGACUGAGACACCAGGGGCCUGUCCCCUCCAGAGAGUGGUGUUCAUCGACAGCACAUGGAACCAGACCACCAGAAUCAUCACAGAUGAGAGACUACAGGCGUUGCUCCGUGUGGAGCUGAAGACCAGGAAGACGUGUUUCUGGCGCCAUCAGAAAGGUUCUCCAGACACCUACCUGGCAACCAUAGAGGCUGUCUACUACUUCCUCAAGGACUACCAGGAGCUGUGUCUGAGACAGGAGUACACAGGACAGUACGACAACCUGAUGUACUUCUACUGUUACCUACACACACUGAUCAACAAGGCUAAGACAACCGCUGGGAGACGCUGAGGCUGCAGGGAGGAGAGAGAGGCCAAAACUACCGCUGAGAGACGCAGAGACUGCAGAUAGGAGAGAGAGGCCAAAACUACCGCUGAGAGACGCAGAGACUGCAGAUAGGAGAGAGAGAGGCCAAAACUACCGCUGAGAGACGCAGAGACUGCAGAUAGGAGAGAGAGGCCAAAACUACCGCUGAGAGACGCAGAGACUGCAGAUAGGAGAGAGAGGCCAAAACUACCGCUGAGAGACGCAGAGACUGCAGAUAGGAGAGAGAGAGGCCAAAACUACUGCUGGGAGACGCAGAGACUGCAGAUAGGCGAGAGAGGCCAAAACUACCGCUGGGAGACACAGAGACUGCAGAUAGGAGAGAGAGGCCAAAACUACCGCUGAGAGACACAGAGGCUGCAGAUAGGAGAGAGAGGCCAAAACUACCGCUGAGAGACACAGAGGCUGCAGAUAGGAGAGAGAGGCCAAAACUACCGCUGAGAGACACAGAGGCUGCAGAUAGGAGAGAGAGGCCAAAACUACCGCUGGGAGACACAGAGGCUGCAGAUAGGAGAGAGCGGACAAAACUACCGCUGAGAGACGCAGAGACUGCAGAUAAGAGAGAGAGACCAAAACUACCGCUGAGAGACACAGAGGCUGCAGAUAGGAGAGAGGCCAAAACUACCGCUGAGAGACACAGAGGCUGCAGAUAGGAGAGAGAGGCCAAAACUACCGCUGGGAGACAAGGAGGCUGCAGAUAGGAGAGAGAGGCCAAAACUACCGCUGAGAGACACAGAGGCUGCAGAUAGGAGAGAGCGGACAAAACUACCGCUGAGAGACGCAGAGACUGCAGAUAAGAGAGAGAGACCAAAACUACCGCUGAGAGACACAGAGGCUGCAGAUAGGAGAGAGAGGCCAAAACUACCGCUUGGGGGACGCAGAGACUGCAGAUAGGAGAGAGGAUCUACCUACACACACAAUCACCACCAAGGCCUCCAAAAAUAGCUGACAAACUGUCUUACUAACCAGUUUUCCAUCCAGCCUUUUUAUGCGAGUAAAGUACGUCACUCACCUGCCAGUCAGGUAGCUUUGUCAUCUUAGUUUUGCUCUUGCAAUUUGAGAUUUUUUUGUUUUGGAAUUCAUCAAAAGAUUUGGUGCGCUCCCCAUAGAGAUAUAAUCGACAAACAAACAAAAUACGCUAUACAAGGCAGUGGCGACCCAUCAUUCAGAGCAAGUGGCUUGUCUGUCUCCCCCUUAUGCCGUAGCUUGUACAUCUCCAUUGUCAGUAGAAACCACAUUUAAGCAAGUCAGCCAUAUCAGCCAUGUUUUUUUAAAGGCAGUAAAUGAGGCUGAAAGAAGUGUUUCGCUGCCAGACCAGGCUCAGCUGUUAGCCAAGUGUAGCUGGUUCUGGGACUGCUGUUGGGACAGCUUUAUGUCGGCCCUAACAGGUUGUGGGCACCAUUUGUCACCGUUAUAGUGCUAUUAAUGUAUUGUUUAGUGACUUUGCUGGCAAGCAUCCCACUUUCUUUCUUUUAUUACAUUGUUUUGCCCCACCAAGAUUUACAUGCUAAAAUCACCACUGAGACAAGGUAGGAUCAUUUUGUGUCUAAAAUCACCACUGAGACAAGGUAGGAUCAUUUUGUGUCUAAAAUCACCACUGAGACAAGGUAGGAUCAUUUUGUGUCUAAAAUCACCACUGAGACAAGGUAGGAUCAUUUUGUGUCUAAAAUCACCACUGAGACAAGGUAGGAUCUUUUUGUGUCUAAAAUCACAAGGUAGGAUAUUUUUGUGUCUAAAAUCACCACUGAGACAAGGUAGGAUCAUUUUGUGUCUAAAAUCACCACUGAGACAAGGUAGGAUCUUUUUGUGUCUAAAAUCACCACUGAGACAAGGUAGGAUCAUUUUGUGUCUAAAAUCACCACUGAGACAAGGUAGGAUCAUUUUGUGUCUAAAAUCACCACUGAGACAAGGUAGGAUCAUUUUGUGUCUAAAAUCACCACUGAGACAAGGUAGGAUCAUUUUGUGUCUAAAAUCACCACUGAGACAAGGUAGGAUCAUUUUGUGUCUAAAAUCACCACUGAGACAAGGUAGGAUCUUUUUGUGUCUAAAAUCACCACUGAAACAAGGUAGGAUCUUUUUGUGUCUAAAAUCACCACUGAGACAAGGUAGGAUCUUUUUGUGUCUAAAAUCACCACUGAGACAAGGUAGGAUAUUUUUGUCUAAAAUGCAAGACAUGGCGGUAGAAAUGCGUUUGUGCACUAAUAUUGAGAUAAACAUAUAUUGAAGUAAAUUUAAGUCACACAAUGACAUUUUGUGUGGUCCUCCCACUACGAUUUAGGCUACAGAUGAAAUAUGUUAACUUUACAGGGUGGUGAAGGUACAAGGUGAUGGGCUUGAUGUGCCUUUCCAAUAAAUAUCCAGGGUCUUAUUCUGGUGACAUGAUGA